UAAAAUUAUUUUACCAUCGUAAGCAAGCGCCCGGCUAGCGCUAAAAAUUACUCACUGGACUCACAAUAUUUCGAUAGAUUUCGAUAGAUUUCAACCAAUAGAGUAACGAGGAUGUAUAGAAAUGUAUAGAAAUGUUAUCGAAAAUUGACCAAUAAGAUGAUAGGAAUCUUGAUAGAAAUGUUAUCGAAAAUUGACCAAUCAGAUGAUAGGAUUCUAUCGAAAAUUAAUAGUGAUGGUCGCCAUUUUUGAUACUGCUGCUGAGGAUGAGAUGAAUUCAUUUUUCGUAUAUUUCUAUUACAUUUGAUGAUUUCUAUUAAAUAUUUGAAGAAUAUAUAGUUUGACAUAGUGUUAAGACAAAGAUAUUUCAACAGUCUACCUGCCAGAACCCAGAUCUUGUCUAGAACACAGAAAUUACAGAAUUGAAGGCAAGCUUGCCAAGCAGAGUGAGGAUGGAGCCAGUGUUUCGGCGAAAAAGAAAUGGAGCUCUUCUCCUAGCAGACACUGAUGAGGCCCGUGCUGUUCUUAGCGAACAAAGACAAAAACAUUAUGAGAAAGCACUGCCUGCAGCAAAAGUGAGGGAAAUUGCUGUAAAAGCUGUGCUGAAGAAGAAUGGCGAUAUUGACAAUAGAAAGCAUCUGUUGGGGCAGUUCACCUUACAGUUUGGCCGAUUUAGGAACACAACAUUUCAAUGGCUUCUCUCAAAUGCCCUUGGCUAUGCAGCCUACUUGGUAGUCAGUCUGGAAAAGGACAAACCCAGUGAAGAUGCACGAUGGUUAAACAAGAUGGCAUUACAAAAAUAUUUGAAACUCUUUCCUGAGGGAGAAGAAGCUGUUGUGAUGAAGAGAAAGGAAAGAAUCACAACAAUUCCAGCUAAAGUUGUCAGAGAUGAGCUGUCAGACACUGAUGACCAUGAGUUGUUGGACAUAGUAGAAAAAAUGGAACAUGAUGCAGAAGGAGAUACAGCUGAAGCCAAUGAAAUGUGUGUUUCCUUUAAGUUCUUCUAUACAAAGCAUUUUAUUAAUCCGAUCUUUAAAAAUAAAGCUGUACAUAUACUGGAUAUUUCAAAAUUUGUAUAGUUCUUUAGAAUAAGCAAAGGAAACAACUAUUUUUAAGAUUGGCAUUGGUAAGUAUGAAAUGUAAUCAGAUUUUUUGUGUGGUGGUGCCUUAUAUUUGUGGUAGAAGCUUAUGUAUAACCAUUUCUUACAGUCAGUGUGUGAAACUAAUAAUGAGCCUGGCAAUCAAUGGUGACAAGUCAUUGUAAGCCAUUCAAUUCGAUAUAAUUUCAUUGAUGUUUUGGUCUUGUGCUAUUCAAAUUAAAAGUUCAUAUAAGCCCAAAUCUGUUUUUAGAUACUAGUUUCAUACACUGGACAAACAACUCUGAAAAAGCUUUUCAGUUUUUUAUUCAUUUGAGUUCUGAAUAUUGUGCGAAGUAAAUGUGUUGAUGAAUUUUUAACGAAAUAGAUAUCAAUUCCGAGUGUAUUGUUUUUUCGAAAUUAUAUAUACCAAACAGUGAUUUCCGUCAUAUAAAAUUACUGGAGUUUUCCGUCAAAUAAAAUCACUGGAGUUCAGAUGCAAAGAAUUAUAUCCCGAGGUCAUAGCCUUGGUGAUAAAAUCAUGAGCAUCCAAACAACAAAAUGUAAUUUUAUCAAGCGAUAAAAUCAUUGAUUUGGAUGAUAAAAUCAUUGAUUUGUAUAUAUUAUUUUGAUUCUAACACGACAUCAACAAAUAAAUGCUGAGGUACCUUAUACCAAGUUAAAUAGCUCCUGAUUUGUUUCUGUACUUAUUUUCAGCGCGUCCAAGUUUUGAUGGUUAGGUCACAUAUCUAAUGGUUAUGUCUAAAUACAGAAUGUUGUGUUACGUCAACAUUGAUUUAAUUGAAUAAUAAUACAAACUUUUGCUUCGUUUAUGUUCAUAAUGGAAAAUUGUGGGUCGUGUUAGAAGGUAAAAUGAUGCACAGCUCAAGUUCAGAUAAGUAGGAAUAUAAUCAGGAAGGCCGAUGUGCCAGAGUGAUUUAUUUCAACGCAUUUGAACGAAAAACUGUGCUUUAUUAAACUAGGAUACAAUAAAAUUAAUAUCUAUUUCAAUUCUAACAUGCUAACAAAAAAAAUGAUAGAAAAUAUGUUGAACUACAUUGAGUGUAGAAAAAAUUUCCUGGUGUCAAUUGGUUUAUUGACAUCAUAUGAUAUCGUCCAUGGGCAAGUGGUAAAGGUAGUUGACUUCAAACCACUUGCCCCUCACCACUGUGGCUUUGAAUUCCGACAGGGACUUUGCAUUCUUUCAUGUGAGGAAGCUAUCCAGCUAGCUUACGGAACGUCGGUGGUUCUGAAAUAAUGCACAGAAACGCACCUGAGGUCUUCCUCCACCAGUAAAGCUGGAAUGUCGCCAUAUGAUCUAUACUGUGUUGAUGUUACGUAAUGCCCCCCCAAAAAAAGGCAUAUGAUGUGUAAGCAUUCCUUUAUGCGGUGCAUAUAUUGUGUAAUAAUGUUCUUGAUUGCUCUAUCUGAUAGGGGUUAUAAUGUAAAGCGUGUUAUAAUAUUUGUUUUAGUUUUAGUAUAUACUGUAUGUAGUUUGUAAAUACAGGCUUUAAAAAUCUAACCAAGUACAUACAAAUGUGUAUGCAGUUGUUUCAAAUGCACCUUUAGCUCUUCAUUAUCACGGCUUAUACUUGCCAACUUGAAUUUUUUACUAGAUCACUCUUGUCUGCAUUUCAAUUGUGUUGUUCGUUAAAUAAAUGUAUCUGUUAGAAACUACCAACCUACCUGAUAUGUUGCCAGUCUGAGAGCUUAACCAAGUCACCAUGAUUGUUAAACAUGUAUGUGAUAACUGAGGAAUUGAGGGAAUAAAAGCUACAUUGUAUUUUCUGUUAACAAAUGGUCACACACAUGCGUGCUUUACAUUAAAUAAAGGACUAUGACAAUCCUUGCGCCUUGUUUCUACCUUAUAUUUCUAUAGACACAGACCUCCAGAUAAUUUUUAGGACCAAAGGAUUCUACCCCUCAAAUCUGGAUUGAGAGUUAAUAUUUGUAAAAAGCAUUUUGCAAUUACAUUUUUUGUGCAUAACUGAUGCUAAAAAUCUGAAACUUAUUCUUUUUGGACUCUUCUCUGCAUAUUUUAACCCGAUAUACAUGCUUUCUGGAGCUCUGCUAAGACAACUUCAUUUUUCUUUUCCUAGUAACUAGAAUGCUUCUACAGUGAUUAUUACAAUUUCUUAUGUCUUUUGGACAGUACCUCAAGUAUUUAAUCACUCAACCUUCUUAUUUAAUGCUUUGCUUAAGUCAGUUUAGUUUUCUCUAAUAAAAUAGUUUAUAUUUUAUUAUUACAUGUUUUGCAGUAGAUUACUGAAUUAUAACGGUUAAUUAUAUUCUGAUAAUUUCACAGUAAUGAUUACCAAAUAUAAUUUCACAGUAGCCGAACUAUAUUUGGCGUAAAAAUAAAAUAUUUAUCAUUAAUGAAUGUUUUUUUCAGCGGAAUUGUAGUCAAUCAUAAUAAAAAAUGUACGUGAUAACUGUAGUUUGUAAAUAUUUACGAACGUUGUGCUGAAAAACAUCUAAAAUCUAAAAAUAAUCAUGGAAUUAUAUUUUGCUUCAACAUUGUGACGUCAUUAUUUCAUGACGUCAUGAGGAUAAGAGCAUGACGUUACGCGGCAAAAAUCAGUAAAAUGGUGUAAAAAUCGUUAAAAAAUCAUGAAAUAAACAGAAAAUUUGUUUGUUUUACAUGUAAGAUCAAAUAAUAUUUCACUCGUGAACCCCAGCUAUUAUAUUUUCACUCGUGGCUACGCCACUCGUGGAAAAUAUUGCAUCUGGUGUUCACUCGGUGAAAUAUUUUUCGAUCUUACACUGAAACAAACAAAUAUCUUCUAUAUAUUGCUGGUUUGUAAUGUUUCUUUUCAUUGGAUAUUAGUGACAUACAAUACAUAUAGAUUACACAUGCUUAUUUUUGAAGUUAUUUUUGUUUUCCUCAAAUAAAGUUAAAAUG
Molecule: messenger RNA, 3975 nt
Organism: Ruditapes philippinarum (Manila clam)
Lineage: Eukaryota; Metazoa; Mollusca; Bivalvia; Venerida; Veneridae
Exons: 6
Coding region: 450-1076 (208 amino acids)
Source: RefSeq, a predicted model, not a curated record